CGGGCCGUCACCGAUCCGGGCCAGUGCGCAGGCGCGGGAAGGUUGACGUCAUAAAGAAAAGUUUACACAAGCCGUGGAAGAGACGGGGACGGCGGGGCCCGGGACCAACCCCCUCUCUCACAGGUGCCCCCAUGGCAGGCUCGGAAGAGCUGGGGCUCCGGGAGGACACGCUGAGGGUCCUAGCUGCCUUCCUUAGGCGAGGUGAGGCUGCCGGGUCCCUCGUUCCAACCCCAGCCAGGAGCCCUGCCCAGGAGGAGCCAACAGACUUCUUGAGCCGCCUUCGAAGAUGUCUUCCUUGCUCCCUGGGGCGAGGAGCAGUUCAGCCUGAAUCCCCUCGGCCUUGCUCCUUGCCCCUCCACCCCUGCUAUGGUUCAGAGCCUGGCCCAGCUACUCCAGACUUCUAUGCCCUGGUGGCCCAGCGGCUGGAACAACUGGUCCAAGAGCAACUGAGAUCCCCACCUAGCCCAGAGUUACAGGGUCCCCCGCCCACAGAGAAGGAAGCCCUGCUGCGGAGGCUGGUGGCCUUGCUGGAGGAGGAGGCAGAAGUCAUGAACCAGAAGCUGGCCUCGGACCCGGCCCUGCGCGGCAAGCUGGCCCGCCUCUCCGCCGGCUCCUUCGCCCGCCUGGUGGAGCUGUUCUCCAGCCGCGAGGGCGCCCCGUGCCCCGCCCGCGCACGCCCCUUGUCGCCGUGCCCCGGGCCCCCGCCGCCUUCCCCGGAGCCCCUGGCCCGCCUGGCCCUGGCGAUGGAGCUGAGCCGCCGCGUGGCCGGCUUGGGGGGCACCCUGGCUGGACUCAGCGUGGAGCACGUGCACAGCUUCGCGCCCUGGAUCCAGGCCCACGGGGGCUGGGAGGGUAUCCUGGCCGUGUCACCCGUGGACUUGAACUUACCCCUGGACUGAGGUCUUCCUGAGAAGCUGCUACGAGACACGUCCCUGCUCUCUCUGUGCCUUUUCCAAGCCUUCCUAGUCCACUCAGGGCUGUGGGGUGGUGGCUGCCCUCCGUUUUUGCCAAAAAGAAAUUGUUUACCAUUUUUUCAUAUUAAAAACAUUUUCAAGUA
Equus quagga is the source of this 1057-nucleotide messenger RNA. RefSeq names its product BCL2 like 12 (gene BCL2L12). The record is from RefSeq and is a predicted model, not a curated record. Lineage: Eukaryota; Metazoa; Chordata; Mammalia; Perissodactyla; Equidae. Gene Ontology annotation, biological process: regulation of apoptotic process. The transcript has 7 exons. Bases 132 to 899 code for a protein of 255 amino acids.